This is a messenger RNA of Rubroshorea leprosula, 1483 nucleotides long. Lineage: Eukaryota; Viridiplantae; Streptophyta; Magnoliopsida; Malvales; Dipterocarpaceae. The record is from the annotation of a GenBank genome assembly.
GAAAUUUAGAGGGCUCUGUUUAUUGCUCUGCUUUUCUGAGACAAAAAACUCACUGUUUUUUAUCACACUAGCAGAGCUUCAAUGGCGAAACCAGUACAGAUUGAAGUGUGGAACCCAAAAGGGAAAUACAGAGUCGUUAGCACAAAACCCAUGCCCGGAACUCGCUGGAUUAACCUCUUAAUCGAGCAAGAUUGUCGCGUCGAAAUAUGUACCCAGAAGAAAACGAUAUUGUCUGUUGAGGAUAUCAUUGCUUUAAUCGGUGAUAAGUGUGAUGGAGUAAUUGGACAGUUAACUGAAGAUUGGGGCGAGACUUUGUUUGCGGCCUUAAGUCGAGCCGGUGGCACAGCAUUCAGCAACAUGGCUGUGGGUUAUAACAAUGUCGAUGUUAAUGCUGCUAACAAGUAUGGUGUUGCAGUCGGUAACACUCCUGGGGUACUCACUGAAACAACAGCAGAGUUAGCAGCUUCACUUUCUUUAGCAGCGGCUAGAAGAAUUGUUGAAGCUGAUGAGUUUAUGAGGGCAGGCUUAUAUGAUGGAUGGCUUCCUCAUCUGUUUGUUGGAAACUUGCUUAAAGGACAGACUGUUGGUGUGAUUGGAGCUGGUCGUAUUGGAUCUGCUUAUGCUCGAAUGAUGGUUGAAGGCUUCAAAAUGAACCUAAUUUACUAUGAUCUGUACCAAGCUACACGCUUGGAAAAAUUUGUUACAGGUUAUGGUCAGUUUUUGAAAGCCAAUGGAGAACAACCUGUUACUUGGAGAAGAGCAGCAACAAUGGAUGAGGUGCUUCAGGAGGCAGAUGUGAUAAGUCUUCAUCCAGUAUUGGAUAAAACCACCUAUCAUCUGAUCAACAAAGAACGGCUUGCAACGAUGAAGAAGGAAGCAAUCCUUGUGAAUUGUAGCAGGGGUCCAGUGAUAGAUGAAGUAGCUCUUGUGGAGCAUCUUAAACAGAAUCCAAUGUUCCGUGUUGGCCUUGAUGUCUUUGAGGAUGAACGUUAUAUGAAACCUGGGCUUGCUGACAUGAAGAAUGCUAUUGUGGUGCCACACAUUGCUUCUGCUUCAAAGUGGACUCGUGAAGGAAUGGCUACAUUAGCUGCUCUAAAUGUCCUGGGCAAGAUCAAAGGAUACCCUGUGUGGGGUGAUCCAAACCGAGUUGAACCAUUCUUAAAUGAGAAUGCUCCACCCCCUGCUGCAAGUCCCAGCAUUGUCAAUUCAAAAGCCUUAGGUUUACCUGUUUCCAAGCUUUAAAAGGGGGUCUCGCGGCAGGAACGAUGUCCUUGUAGAAGCAUUGACAACAAUGUAUAUUUUGCAUCUAGCAAGUACUUUGCUUUCUUGCUUGCUUUACUCACUUGUGCACUCCUUUUCUUUUUCUUUUUAGAAACAAUGUAUUGUACGAACAUUAUAUUAUAAUCUUUAUAAUUGCAUCAAAUAUCUACUCUGUUUUUGUCCUAGUCUAUCAAAAUUGUACGCAUAAAUUCACAAUAUUUUG